UCUCUCCAUCCUCCCCCACUCGUGCUCGGACUUGAAGAGUCCAGCACCGUUAGAUUCCCUAGAUCCUAUAUUUCUCUAAUCCGCGAUGACCCAUCUCCAGCCGCCCGUCAAGUGGGACGCGAGGUACCUUGGCCCCGUCCCCCACGACACCUCCUACUACGCCAAGUGCAUGCUCGGCGGUGCCCUUGCGUGUGGUUUUACUCACGCCGGCAUUACCCCGCUCGACGUCACAAAAUGUAACAUGCAGGUGAAUCCUGGCAAGUACAACGGUCUCGGCGCUGGUCUCAAGACCAUCGUCGCCGAGGAGGGUCAGGCCGGUCUCUGGAAGGGCGUCGGCCCGACAUUCGUCGGUUACUCUCUCCAGGGCAUGUUCAAGUACGGUCUCUACGAGGUCUUCAAGGAUGCGUACAUGAACCUUGCCGGCGAAGAGACCUCCGCCAAGUACAAGCCCGCCAUCUGGCUCGCUGGCUCGGCCUCUGCCGAAGUCUUUGCGGACAUCGCCUUGUGCCCGCUCGAAAUGACCAAGGUCCGCAUCCAGACCAGCCCCGCUGGCACCUUCCCGGUUCCCUUCGGCCAGGCUCUCCGUGCCAUGUCGGCCAACAAGCUUGAGACCAAGUACCCCUUCGGUUCCCUCGUCCCCCUGUGGUCGCGCCAGAUCCCCUACACCAUGGCCAAGUUCUUCUUCUUCGAGUACAUCGUCUCGCUGUUCUACAAGCACGUCUUCACCGCGCCCAAGGACACCUACGGCAAGGGCACCCAACUCGGUGUUACCUUCGCUUCCGGUUACCUUGCUGGUGUCGUCUGCGCCAUCGUCUCCCACCCUGCCGACUCGCUCGUGUCCCUCAUGGGCAAGUCAGCGAACAAGGGCAAGUCCGUCGGCCAGAUUGCUUCCGAGACCGGCAUCGUCAACCUCGCCACCAAGGGUCUCGGCACCCGUAUUCUCAUGAUCGGUACCCUCACCGGCUUCCAGUGGUGGAUAUACGAUUCGUUCAAGGCAGUCAUGGGCAUGGGUACCUCUGGAGGCAAAUAAACGGCUUAGAUAUGAUGGUCGUGGUGGACCCGGACGGAGAUGAGGCUAUCACGGACUCGCUUGUGUAUACGUCUCAUUUUCUUGUCCUUUUGCACGUUUUCGAUAUGUCGAUGGUUUCUCCCUUCAUCUACGAUUCUCUGAGCGCAAUAUUGAAAGAGAAGUAUGAAACGGCGACAUGACCGACAUCC
Molecule: messenger RNA, 1218 nt
Organism: Punctularia strigosozonata HHB-11173 SS5
Lineage: Eukaryota; Fungi; Basidiomycota; Agaricomycetes; Corticiales; Punctulariaceae
Product: mitochondrial carrier protein
Exons: 4
Coding region: 86-1030 (314 amino acids)
Biological process (GO): mitochondrial phosphate ion transmembrane transport
Cellular component (GO): mitochondrial inner membrane
Molecular function (GO): phosphate transmembrane transporter activity
Source: RefSeq, a predicted model, not a curated record